CCCCCCCUGCUUGGGAGCAUCCCGCCUGCACUUCCCCGCGGAGGCACAGCCGGCCCUUGGAAUUAAAAUACUCACCACGCUGGGCAGCCGAGGGAGAGUGGGAGCAGGUACCCAUUACACCAUUUCUUUGGUGAAGGCUGUUCAGCAGUGGUGACAUCUUCCAAUCGGCCACUCUGCAGAUUAUCAUCUCUGGACUCCCAGCUGACACCCUGCCGGAGGCUAGAGCUACUGAGACAACUGGAAUUGUGCCUGCUUUGGUCAAGGCUUUUUCUUUCACCGAGGAGAAAAAAAAAAAAAAAAAAAGAUGAAGUUGGGAAAAGUGGAGUUUUGCAAUUUUCUUCAGAUACUCUCUCUUUUCUUGUGUCUUUCUGGGAUGAAUCAAGCAGAGAUCACAAGGUCCAGGUCAAAGCCCUAUUUUCAAUCAGGGAGGACGAGAACCAAACGCAGCUGGGUGUGGAAUCAGUUCUUUGUGCUGGAAGAAUACAUGGGUACAGACCCACUCUAUGUAGGAAAGCUUCACUCUGAUGUUGAUAAAGGAGAUGGUUCCAUCAAAUACAUCUUGUCAGGCGAAGGGGCAAGUUCCAUUUUCAUUAUUGAUGAGAACACGGGGGAUAUUCAUGCUACAAAGAGGCUGGACCGAGAGGAGCAGGCCUACUACACGCUCCGAGCACAAGCUCUAGAUAGGCUGACUAAUAAACCCGUGGAGCCAGAGUCUGAGUUCGUCAUUAAGAUUCAGGACAUCAAUGACAAUGAGCCAAAAUUUCUGGAUGGUCCCUACACUGCUGGAGUUCCUGAGAUGUCUCCUGUGGGUACCUCUGUGGUUCAAGUGACAGCCACUGAUGCAGAUGAUCCUACUUACGGCAACAGUGCUCGAGUGGUUUACAGCAUAUUGCAAGGACAGCCUUACUUCUCUGUGGAGCCCAAAACAGGUGUUAUCAAGACUGCCCUUCCAAAUAUGGACAGAGAAGCCAAGGACCAGUACCUGUUAGUUAUCCAAGCAAAGGACAUGGUUGGGCAGAAUGGGGGAUUGUCAGGGACUACAUCUGUGACUGUCACCCUGACUGAUGUAAAUGACAACCCGCCCCGCUUCCCACGCAGAUCUUAUCAGUAUAAUGUCCCAGAGUCUUUGCCAGUGGCUUCUGUGGUGGCCAGAAUAAAAGCUGCAGAUGCAGAUGUUGGACCUAAUGCUGAAAUGGAGUACAAGAUUGUGGAUGGUGAUGGCUUGGGAGUAUUCAAAGUUUCUGUUGACAAAGACACCCAGGAGGGAAUCAUAACUAUUCAGAAGGAGCUGGAUUUUGAAGCUAAGACAAGCUAUACCUUGAGGAUAGAAGCAGCCAAUAUGCAUGUUGACCCUCGUUUCCUGAGUCUGGGGCCCUUCAGUGAUAUGACAACAGUGAAGAUAAUUGUGGAGGACGUUGAUGAGCCACCUGUGUUUACCUCCCGUCUGUACUCCAUGGUGGUGUCCGAAGCAGCAAAGGUUGGCACAAUCAUUGGAACUGUAGCAGCCCAUGAUCCCGAUGCCUCAAACAGUCCUGUCAGGUAUUCGAUAGAUCGAAACACGGAUCUGGAGAGGUAUUUCAAUAUUGAUGCCAACAGUGGAGUCAUUACAACUGCCAAAUCUUUGGACAGGGAAACUAAUGCUGUUCAUAAUAUCACAGUUUUGGCCAUGGAAAGUCAGAAUCCAGCGCAGAUUGGGAGAGGCUAUGUAGCCAUCACAAUCCUUGACAUCAAUGACAAUGCCCCUGAGUUUGCCAUGGAGUAUGAGACAACUGUCUGUGAAAAUGCUCAGCCGGGUCAGGUGAUCCAAAAAAUUAGUGCAAUUGAUAAGGAUGACCCACCAAAUGGCCAUCAGUUCUACUUCAGUUUAACAGCAGAGGCAGCAAAUAACCACAAUUUUACAUUGCAGGACAACAAAGAUAAUACUGCGACAGUAUUAACCAAAAGGAAUGGGUUUCGAAGACAGGAACAGUCUGUUUUCUACUUGCCAAUAUUCAUAGUGGACAGUGGAUCACCUUCACUUAGUAGCACUAACACUCUCACCAUCAGGGUCUGUGAUUGUGAUGCAGAUGGUAUUGCUCAGACAUGCAAUGCAGAAGCAUACAUCUUGCCUGCAGGACUCAGCACUGGAGCCCUGAUAGCAAUAUUGGCUUGUGUCUUGACACUGCUAGUUCUUGUCUUGCUGAUUGUCACCAUGAGGCGACGGAAAAAAGAGCCCCUCAUUUUUGAUGAAGAGAGAGAUAUCAGAGAAAACAUUGUCCGGUACGAUGAUGAGGGUGGUGGAGAGGAAGACACAGAGGCUUUUGACAUGGCUGCCUUGAGGAACCUCAACAUCAUGCGAGACACCAAGACCAGAAGGGACGUGACACCUGAGAUUCAGUUCUUGAGCAGACCGACUUUUAAAAGUAUCCCAGAUAAUGUCAUUUUUAGGGAAUUUAUCUGGGAAAGACUAAAAGAAGCUGACGUGGACCCCUGCGCGCCGCCCUACGACUCCCUGCAGACGUACGCAUUUGAGGGGAACGGCUCGGUGGCGGAGUCGCUCAGUUCUUUAGAUUCCAUCAGCUCAAACUCUGACCAGAACUACGAUUACCUCAGUGACUGGGGCCCUCGUUUUAAAAGGCUUGCAGAUAUGUACGGGACCGGACCAGAGUGCUUAUACUCCUAGCCUUGGAACCUUUCUCUGAAAAUGCACUGAAGAAUCUUAAAACAGAAAACUCAACCUAAAAGACUGAGGAAAGUUGUAAAUAUUUUCCCAUUUUUUAAAUUUUAGGUUGGUUUUGGUUUUUUUUUGUUUUUGCCUUGGUGGAACAUAUCUUCAUUAGACUUGUCCUAGGGACUGCACUGACCACACAGAAUAUGAGCAUUUGGUGGCAUUUUUGAUAAAAUGAAAUGCUCAGCCACGUUCAAAUAGAUAGCAACCCUGAAAUACCUGCAGAGGCAACUCACUUUCAAGAGUAUGUUACACAGUCACCUCAGUGAGCUGGCAUCUGUAGAUGCCUUCACAGUAUUGCUAUAUUGAGAAUACAGAGUCCCUGUUUUAAGAAGAAACAAAUUUUCAAAUAUAUAACUCAAUACAAUAAUGUAUUAUAUUGUAUUUACACAGGCAAGGUUUUUUUAGCAAAUUUUCUUUACUCUGUGCAUACAGCUUACUAGAACAAAAGCAAAGGACUGAUGAAAACAAACAAAAACCCAGGAAAUAUUUUUUGUGUUUCUUCUGAGCUAUUUAAUCAGAAAUUUCUGUAAUUUUCUGGGUUGUUUUCAAGAAAUUAUUGUUUGUACUAAGAAAUUCCACAAUGUAUUGUCAACUUACAAAGUAGUUUAAAAUUCACAUAAAACUAUAAAUAUGGAGGUGUAGUCCUAUGGAUGGGAAGUUUUGUGAUGCCCAUAUAGGUAUAGAAAAGGUGUUGCUAUCUAUUUGCUAUUUUUUAUUCUCUCUUCUGAUUUGUACAGGAGAAUUUAUCCUUUUUUAUUAUUGUUUAACAUAAAGUGUUAUAUUUAUUUUGGAACUCCAAUCUCCACUAAAUUCAGGUCCAUUUUACUGCCUCAUGGUUUUAGACUUGUCAGAACAUGCUGAUUUUUCUCCAGUCUCAGAUAAAUGUAGGAAAUGAAGCAUGGAAGUGGAAAAAUUACAGUAAACAAGGCCACCCACCAUUCAUGCCACAGAAAGGAGAGCAGCUCCAAGGAUGUGCAGUUGUUCUUCUGAGCCAUUACAAAGUCUGAGACAUUUAAAGAAGAUAUUUGUACAUUGAAUUUUUUGAAAGAAGACUGCAGAGGUAGCUGGGAGUGUCUUAAUGCAAGAUUUAAUUUUCAAGGUUAAACACACUAUAUGCUUCAAAGACUGUAAACACCUCACUCUUCUUCUUCCCUUCUCUUUUGCUGCUGAUGAAUCACAGUAAAAGAUUUUUCUAUUUCUUUCUUACGUUAAACAAUGUAAAACUAUUAACUUCAGAGGUCAUCUUUAGAUCCUGCUGCACAUAAGUAUUAUUUCCCCAAGGUGUUAACUCACUACACAUAAUUUCUAUGCUGGUUCAGGAGUGCCAAAACAGAAGGACAACUAUUAUUGGUUAAUAUACUGUAUGAUUUUGAAGUAGGAUUUCUUAGAAUAAGACAACUUUUUUAUGAUUCCGACAAUAUUUAUACUUCAUCUUUCAUGAUUUAUUACUAGAUAAUAGGACAUAUAUUCAAGUAAAAUAGUGGGUUUAGGUAUUAUUUCAGAUUUUUUUUUUGUUUUAGAUAUAAUGUAGAUGAGUUCCUAAAUUAGAAUCUGUUCCUGCAAAUUUUUUGCUUGUACCUAACUGGAAAUGACUUGACCUGCCUGCAAUUACUGGGGUACACUGCAUUGUUUACAGAACUGUGUUUGUGAACGAAGGUGCUCCACAGAGAAUGAUGCUCACUCUAAAAGUACUUCUUUCUGAGAGAGAAGGAUCCUUGUACUGAAAUCCUAAUGUAUGAGUGAUGUGAGGCUGGGGGAUGGGAAAUUAUCAUUAAGGCUCUUUAAAUUUUGCAGCCCAGCAUUAUCAAUUAAUUAUGUGAAAGUGGCCUUCAGCUCCAACAGAAAAGAAGAAUAAUUUUAAUCAUCUACAACAUUCUUAAUUUGAGUUACAUGUUAAUAGACAAUCAUUGUUUCAUAAUUCAGUAGAUUUGCUUCUAGUUGUAUGAAAUAUAUAUAUAUAGGCAUAUAUAUAUAUAUAUAUAUAUAUAUGACAGAUUUUGUAAUGGAACUGAAAGAUAUCGUCCAUGACUUUUAGUCAUACAUGUAAGAUUUUCAAUAAAAGUAUUAAAAAAUAGGAAAAAAAAGAACCAAUGUGUAUACAGUUUAAUGAGAGCAAGAUAUGCUGCAGAAUAUAAGCAGAUAUUAAAUCAGAGAGGUUCUGAAAGAACGGUUUUCACUAAUCUCUUUUUUCUUUGCAGGAAGAUAAUUCACGCAUCUGAAUUAAGAUGUCAAAAAUGUUGAUUUUACCACAUAACAUUCACAGGAGAUUUAAAUGUGGUUUAGAGUAAACAGCCCAAUUUCCUUGGUUUUCUACCUUCUGUAUCUGUAAAAAACCCCAAAACCUCCACUGUUAGGAAACUAUGUUAGGAUGGGGUUUCUUUGAUGUGCUUUCUACAGAAAAAAAUAUGCUUUAUUCUGAUACCAUGAAAGUUCUGCAUGUUUUCUGUUGCACAGUUCUAAUUUAAGUUUGCUGUUGCAUUCUACAUGCUUCCCUGCUGAUUGUAUUGUUGCAGUUAGAAGGGAAGGUGAAAAUCCCCUAUAUUUGGUGACAGAUAUUACUGUAGCAUACACACAAGGGUGUGUGUAAUAUGCAUGCUACAUAAUGCUCACCAAAACUUACCACGACUACAGGUUUUUACAGUUUGUAAUCUGAUUCCAAUUCUUUUGUUGAGUCUUACUUAUGGUGCAUAGCUGGAUGGCAUAAAUUGUAUUCUACUGACUAAAUACUAUAAAAUGUAAAAAACAUUUUUUCUGUCCUGGAAAGGUGAUGAAAUUAUUUGGGCAAAUUAAUUAGAACAGGUCUUUAAAAAUACUUCCAAUCAUAUUUAUUUAUUUAUUUAACUUUCUGAAGAGCUUCGGUAUCUAGAAGCUAGAAGCCAAAAAUCAUAGAUAAAAACAUUGCAGUCUCUCCCGUCUUUCAGCGGAAUAACAUGUCUUUCCUUCUGCCAUAUGCCAAUGGAAUAAGCUUAUUUUAGAUUGAGAUUUCCAAGAAUCUUGAAAAGUGCAGUUUUAAGUGUGCUACUAAAAUACUCCUGAAUGAAAUUAAGCUGUUUGAAGAAGACUUAAGGGGAAGACUUCUUACUCUGUUUUGACCAGUAUGAAAUCUACUGAAUUCAACAGAGUCAAACAAUGGACAUUCUGACUAAUAUUCCCUAUUCAAAAGAAUAAACUUAGCAUACUUACUCUAAGUUAUAUUCCCACUAAGAUAUAGCAAGGGCCUUCCUAAGCCUCCUAGUUCUGAUGGCUGCUUAAUAUAAUCACUGCAGGACUCAUGAACUUUGAUGUUACAAACUGAAAUUUCUCCUACUCUCAAAGAAUUAAGGGAGAAAAAAACCCUCAAAAAACAAAACUAGUUCCUUUUCACUCUUUUAUUUUUUUAUUUGUAAGGGAGAAGGAGGAUUAAUCAAAAUGUCCUUUUUCAGUUAAAGUCUUUUCUACAUUUUUUUUCCUCUUUACACUUCAGGUGUUAGCAAUAAUUAAUAAAAAAUCCUAUCUUUUUUAUUUUAGAAGUUUUGGAUGAAAGCAUGUUAUGAAAUAUAAAAUUGCAGCAUCUU
This is a messenger RNA of Melospiza georgiana, 6264 nucleotides long. It is a transcript of the gene CDH7, whose product is annotated as cadherin 7. Gene Ontology annotation, molecular function: cadherin binding; calcium ion binding. The transcript is spliced from 12 exons. NCBI's taxonomy places the organism in Eukaryota, Metazoa, Chordata, Aves, Passeriformes, Passerellidae. The coding region runs from base 305 to 2662 and encodes 785 amino acids. Gene Ontology annotation, cellular component: catenin complex; plasma membrane; adherens junction. Gene Ontology annotation, biological process: multicellular organism development; homophilic cell-cell adhesion; adherens junction organization. The record is from RefSeq and is a predicted model, not a curated record.